GGGAAAGACUGUCGCUGUAUCCGUGACGUAUUGAUCUCAUUUGCAUAAAGCUGCUCCGCGGAAAAUAUUGCUGCCAGCAUCCCUGCCUCGUUUCCAAUACCGUAGCCGCUUAUUUCCGUAUCAAAGUAGUACAAUUUUCCAGUGUGAGAGAAAUAGCCUUCAAUAUGGAGCGAUUGGGAUUUAUACGCUUGCGAUUGUAACAUAACCGAAAACAUAAUAAUUAAAAUGAGUUCUUUUUCGAUCGUAUUUAUCUGAGUGCCGCAUUGGCACGUUAGAAUCCUUUUUUUCAAAUGAAAUGCCGUGGUGAAAUUAUUGAAGUAGAAAACAAGAUGGCGGAGAUGGAUGUUGAUCAGCUCGAUAAUUCAGACAGGGCCGACAGCCCGGCGACAGGAUUGUCCGCGUACGAUGACAGGGGACACGGGCAUUCCUUUGUGAAGAAAACCUUCCACAAGCCGACCUACUGCCAUCACUGCACGGACAUGCUAUGGGGCCUGAUCGGGCAGGGAUUAGUUUGCGAGGUGUGCAACUUCGUUGUUCAUGAGAAGUGUCUGAGGACAGUGGUGUCUGCUUGUUCAAGUAUUGCUGCAUCUCUGGUCAGGAAUCCUGUGGCCCACUGCUGGUCAGAACCUGGGCAAUUCAAGAGGAAGUUCUGCAACGUGUGUCGCAAACGCCUCGAGGACUCCCUGGCUGUCAGAUGUGAAAUCUGUGAGUAUUAUGCACACCUGGACUGCCAUGACUUCGUUGUUAGCGACUGCAAGGAGUGUGCCAUCUACUCACCCACAAUCACACGGGCGUCCGUGGUUCACUACCAUCACUGGCGGGAGGGUAAUCUCCCGGCCAACUCCAAGUGUCUGGCCUGCAAGAAGACGUGCUGGUCAUCCGAAUGCUUGGCGGGCAUGAGAUGCGAGUGGUGUGGACUCACGGCCCAUGCCAGUUGUCAUCGGUUACUGCCAGCUGAGUGUAACUUUGGCAGCCUACGAGAGAUCAUGUUACCCUCGAGCUGUCUAUCCAUGCCACGUAUGGACCUCUCUGUAGAGACCAUGAUGGGGAUGAGCAAGAAAACAAGCCCCAACUUCACAGUAACAGACCGAUCCGCGCGGACGAUAUCGGAGGACUGGUCAAGUAGCGGUGACUCGCGUAACGACGACACAGAGGAACGGGAGAGGCGGUCGCCAAGGGAAAGAGACACAAAGGACAGAGACAAGGACACAGAAUCCGAGAUCAUCCGUGUCUUUGAUGGUAAUGCGUCCAUGAAAAGACGUCUUUACAGAACUAUAUCAGUUCCAAAAAAUGCCCCAGCACAAGCCAUUCUGGAGGCAGCUCUGAAAACAUUCCACAUCUCUGAUGAUCCUAAAAACUACUACGUGGCGGAGGCAUCCGAGUUUGCUAUGUUUGUAGGUGAGCGGGAGUUGGAUGAAAGCAAACCCAUACGUGCCCAGUUGAAAACCCCUGACGGCAAGCGGCCAUCAAUAUUCCUCAGAUACAAGGAGAGUGAUCCAGACAAAGGGCAUAUAAAAGUUUAUCCGGGUUGCUUAAAAGUUUCCUCUGGUCACAAGAACAUCACCGUGACCAGUGAAUCCACAACAGAGGACAUCAUACGAACAGCCUUGAAGAAGUUUGGAAUUGAUGUUCAUGACUCUGAUCCCAGUCGGUACCGGUUGAUAGAAGUCCUCCUGGAUAAGGGGGUAUCUGAGAGGACGCUGGCACACAAUGACAAGCCGUGGGAACUCAUCAAAAACUGCAGAAAGGAGUCGUUACGUCAGAACCAGAUGACGCGCUACUACCUGCAGCAGAGGGAGGACCCACACGGCCCCAGUAUAUCCCUGUUUGUGGGAAACCUCCCCACGGGCCUGUCACAACGACAAUACGAAAAAAUACUUCUUGACAUUGUCGGCAAACAGAACAAAUGGGUUCGCUUUGAUGUGAUAUACUAUGAGUACGGUGCCCUGGUUCUGGACUUCUCCUCUGCGGACAAGGCCACCAGAGUGUUCAACAUUUUAAAGGAUGCUGUUUUCGAUGAUAAACAACUACUUGUUCUGUUACUACCCAAUAUACAACCUCACAUGAUCCCUGAGAACACCAACCCUCUGCUGGUGUUUGUGAACGUGAAGAGUGGGGGGUGCCAGGGCCUCAACCUGAUCACCUCCUUCAGAAAACUCCUUAACCCACACCAAGUCUUCAAUCUUGAGAAUGGUGGACCAUUACCAGGUUUAUAUGUGUUCCGAAAUGUCCCCUACUACAAGAUCCUAGCCUGUGGUGGGGACGGCACUGUGGGUUGGGUGCUCUCGUGUCUCGACAAUGUGGGCCAGGACGCCAUCUGUCAGUCACCACCACUCUCCAUUCUGCCCCUCGGUACAGGUAAUGACCUGGCAAGAGUUCUAAGGUGGGGACCAGGCUAUACGGGUGGGGAGGACCCUCUCAGCUACCUUCGCGAUGUCAUUGAUGCAGAGGACAUCAAACUGGACCGUUGGACUGUUAUAUUCCAUCCCAAUGAGAAGGAACAGGACGAUGUCAAGGUGGCGAUAGCGAACGAUACCAACUCUGCAAACACGAAUGAGGACACUACCACCAUAUUUGUCAUGAACAACUACUUUGGCAUAGGAAUUGAUGCAGACAUAUCACUAGACUUCCAUCAAGCUAGGGAGGAAAAGCCAGACAAGUUUAACAGUCGGCUCCACAAUAAGAAGGUAUAUGUACAGAUGAGUUUACGUAAGAUGGUGAAUAAACACCCGUGUAAGGAGCUGCAUCGGUGCAUCAAGCUGGAGGUGGAUGGCAAGCUGGUGGAGUUACCUCCCUGCGAGGGGAUUAUUAUACUAAAUAUUUUAAGUUGGGGCUCGGGGGCCAAUCCCUGGGGUCCCGAGAAAGAGGACCAAUUUCAGAAGCCCACCCACUAUGACGGCAACUUGGAGGUGGUCGGUAUCACGGGCGUGGUGCACAUGGCCCAGAUCCACAGUGGACUGCGCACUGGCAUACGUGUGGCUCAGGGGGGACAUUUGCGGAUCACGUUGCUGACUGAUCUGCCAGUCCAGGUGGACGGGGAACCAUGGAUACAGCCUGCAGGUCAAGUUGUAGUACUACGCUCAGCUUUAAAGGCAACAAUGUUAAAAAAGAGCAAAAAUAAAAUUAGAAGAAGAAACACAGAGCCGAGUAUAUUUUUCCCCGAGAACGAUGGUUUAAAGGCCCAGUCUCCUUCAGACGAAAACAGUAGUGGUGCCCUUUAACAGUAGUGUGUCACCUUAUAUAUGUACCAUACGCCUAGACAACACUAUAUUAUAUACAUACAUAUAUACCAGUGGGAGUCUACCAGAAGAUUGCUAUGCCCUGGCAAAAGUGUAUUUAAAACAUCGAGAUUAUAUUGUAGACAGAUAAGCAUAUGUGAAACAUGGGACUUUACUAUGACAUUCAAGAGGGACAUGUUAACACAUUGUAGACAAAAUCAUGUACAUAUUGCUGUGGAAAAGAUAGUGGUAUAAAAUUUAAAGUGCAAUAUUUGGUAGACCUUGAUAGGUACAAGAGUUGGAUUUUUAGGAUAGGAAUGUUUAUUUCAGUUUAUAGUAGAAGUUUUGCCACCAUUAAAUUAUUUUUUUUGUAUUUGUCUAAAAAAUCCUUAAAAAUACUUUGGUAUUGCACAUUAUACUUGAGUUUUAAUACCUACAUUGUAAAGAUACAUGUUGGAACUAUUUCAUGAAAUGUGAUAUAAAUUAAAGGGCAAGAUAAGAAAGCUUCUGCAAUGAUUGUACUGAGAACUAUGAAAGGCCAGGGCGUACGGGGGCAGUGAUGAUAUUGUAACACUGGUGGAGACAUCUUGUGCAAUAUGGUUUUGAAAUAAUAUGUUGUUUUUCUUGGGUCUAUUUGAGUAUUGCAUUUUUGUGUGCUAUCUAAUAGAAAGGCGUAGAAAAUAUGGUUACAUCAGGUUACUUUAUUAACUCCCCAAAAAAUCCUCAUACUUGUAUCAGUUUUUGUUUACUUGAGACUAUAUCCCUGCAAACAAAGUUUGAGAAGGGGUAAAAUGUUGUCACUCCAUUGGUCAGUCUGUCAGCAUCAAAUGUAACUACAUGUGGUGUGAAAAAGUUCCUCAUUUCUGGAUGAAACACCAGCAACUAUGUGGAGAAACACUUGUGUACCAGGGAUGGUAUUCCAGAAACAUCUUAAGUCAUUUCUUAAAUAAUUUCACUUAAAGGGGCCUUUUCACAGAUUUUGGCAUGUUUUGAAGUUUGUCAUUAAAUGCUUUAUAUUGAUAAAUGUAAACAUUCAGUGCUCCAGCUAGGCCUAAAUUUGAGGGCACCCCGCUCUGCCCUCCCGAACCUCCACCCUGCCCCUCCUAGGGCCCCCACCUGCCCUUAAAAAAAAAAAAAAAAAAAAAAUAUUUAUUUUUAUUUGAGAAUCCAAAACAACCUUUUUUCAAUUUUGUCAAUUUACCAAAACGUGAAAAGAUCCCUUUAGGUUCAAAAUUACAAUGUUAUGUAUUUCUUUACUAAAUAAGGAAACACAUGUUUUGUUGGUAUUCCUAAAAUAAUAUUGGCAUACUGAUGUUAUUUAAAUGUAUAUUUUGAUGCCAAUCUAUUGCAAUAAUAAAUGAAACACUAAAGAAAAUUUCCCAAUUUAAGGAUAAAAAUAAAAUGUUGCGUCUGGAAUACGCCCUCGUAACACCAACUCAAGCAGUAAAAUGUUUAACUUUUAAUACAUUAUGCCUAACGAUCAUCACAUUCCUGAGUCAUUUGUUUUUAACAAAGCUUACAAUGUUGUUAGAGUUUUAAAGGCAUAGCUAACAAUGGUGAGAUGGGGUGUAAGUAAUAGCUAACAAAUUAUGUUAGGGUGUACAACUAUAAGCUAACAAAGUGGUGAUGAAAUAAUAAGUAAAAGGUAAACAAGCGGUAAGGGGGUAUUGGUAAUGGCUAGCAAACCUUUGAGGGGGUACAUUUCAGGUUGCAGGUAUAACUCCUAGCUAACAAAGUGAUGGGGUAUAAAUAAUAUGUAACACAGCGGUUAAGGGGUAUUGGUAAUGGCUAGCAAACUUUUGAAGGGGUACAUUUCAGGUUGCAGGUAUAACUCCUAGCUAACAAAGUGAUGAUGGGGUAUAAAUAAUAUGUAACACAGCGGUUAAGGGGCAUUGGUAAUGGCUAGCAAACCUUCCAGGGGGUACAUUUCAGGUUGCAGGUAUAACUCCUAGCUAACAAAGUGAUGAUGGGGUAUAAAUAAUAUGUAACACAGCGGUUAGGGGGCAUUGGUAAUGGCUAGCAAACCUUUGAGGGGGUACAUUUCAGGUUGCAGGUAUAACUCCUAGCAAACAAAGUGAUGAUGGGGUAUAAAUAAUAUGUAACACAGCGGUUAAGGGGCAUUGGUUAUGGCUAGCAAACCUUUGAGGGGGUACAUUUCAGGUUGCAGGUAUAACUCCUAGCUAACAAAGUGAUGAUGGGGUAUAAGUAACAGGUAACAAAGCGGAUAGGGUGUAUUGUUAAUAGCUAGCAAACCUUUGAGGGGGUAUAUGUCAUUGAUUAGAAAGAAGUGAGCAGGUAUAAGUCACAGCUAAAAAAGGGGGUGAGGUAUAAGUCACAUUUGUGACAAAGCUCUAUUAAGCAGUGUCAGAAGUGGUGACCUAUUUCUGAACAAAAACAUGCCUAUAUGCCCUAAUUAAUGAACUCAAUAGUGUAACCUGAAAGUAACCAUAUUUUGGUGAGCCCCUAAGUGAUAAAACUGAAAGUUGCUUGUGUCAAAUAUGAGUCAUUGUCUGUGUCAUUGAGAAUGAAUGCUGAACAGGUAAUGUGUUCUCUGUGUUAGAAUGUGCGAGGAAUUUUCAAUUAAUGUGAGCUUAUACUUUUAUUAAUUCCAUUGUUUGUGAUGAUAGUGAGCGUCCAUUUCUUUGUGUACUAGAAUACUCCUAGAUUAUGAAGAGUACGAAUUUGUAUUGGUUUUCUGUAUAUCUGUAUCAUGAAUGAUAUAUUAUGAUUAAUUGAUUAUAGAAAUGGAAAGAAAUCAUAUCUCUGUAAAUUAAUUUAAGUUUAUCAUUGAACAAUUACAAAUUGUAAUAUAGAUCUUCGUGUAGAUUUUUAUGUGAAAUUUUUAUUAAUUGUUGCGGGCAUCAGAUUCUAUUGAGUAAACAUUUCUUAGUUGCUGAAGUAUUUUUAACUUAUUCGAAGAGUAUUAUCAUAUAUAUUGAUACUGUUGUGGUGGGAAUAUUUGGGCUCUAGUCAAUAUGUAUUGGUUAUAAUUAUGUAUGAUUAUACUUUACAAUAUAUAUGAGCCAUGCUUUGUGAAAAGGGGGCUUAAUGCAUGUGCGUAAGGUGUCGUCCCAGAUAAGCCUAUGCAGUCCUCACAGGCUAUUCAGGGAUGACACUUUUUGUUUUGCUUGUACUUUUGUUUAAAAAGCAAAAAUCCAGUUUAGGGGAAAGUGUUGUGGCUGAUUAGCCUGUGCGGACUGCACAGGCAAAUCUGGGACGACACUUUACGCACAUGCAUUAAACCCCUAUUUCACAGAGCACAGCCCAUAUAUUUAUCUGAACUGUUUCUUAUAUACAUUUUUUGCAUAUUUCUAGACAAUCCAUUUCUUGCUUGCAUCCUCUGGGUUGGAAUAAACCAUCAGGUAACACAUACAAGCCAGACGUCCCAAGUUUGCCCCGCUUUUCAGAUGGCUUCUCCGCUGUCAAAUAAAAAAAAAAUCAAUACAGCAGUGAAGUCAGUGUUUUUCUGUACUGUAAAACUAUACCUUGAAAUUCUGACCUUACCUUCUAGCAUUCUGCAUUUCCUUUCAAUAAUUACAGCAUGGAUGUGUUGCAAACACAGUUGUUACUAAACUCUAAGGGGAUUGUUUACAUUGGAUGUUGUGUAUAAAGGACAAUGGUAUCUCUGACAGUCUUGAAAGACUUGAACCAGCCUUGUUUAAGAAAACAUACCAAUUAUCAUGGGAUUAGUUUUGUGACCAAUUUCUUUCUAUGGGUAAAUCCGACCCUGCCCCAAAAUAGUAAAAUUUUCCAUUGAUAACUUGUUAAAUGCAGGUUUUAAUAUGAAUGUUUUUAGUUGUUUUGAUCAGUAUGAAAAGUUGGAAUUAUUAACCUCAUGUUGAGAAAAUACUAUUUUAUACAUUUUCUAAUAAGUUUUACGUACAAAAUAGAAGGAAUAUUCUUAGUCAACAAAACAAUAAUGAUGGCAUUACGGAAGCUACAUUAUACCUCGUACUUUCCAUUCUAUAUGCUGCAAGAGAAACAUUUUUUAAGGUUGACAAAAGCUGAUUACAUAAAUGUUUUUGCUUGUCAGAGCACAACAUGCUCUAGCUGAGUUUGUGUGAUCUCCUUUUGUCCAUUGUGCGUCAUAGAAAUUUGAAUUGUGAACACACAAGAGGCCACAUUUAUUGCCUAAUAUUCAUUAAAAUAAGUCAGAACUUUUUAGGAAAUUAAAACUUUGCCCAGUUCAAAACUGGGUCACAUAUGGUCAAAAACUAGGAAACAAGGUUUUAUAAAUGAAUGAAACUUUGGAACUUUCUAGAUGCUACAUUUAUUGCCUAAUCUUUUUGAAACUUGGUCAGAACAUUUGUGCCAGUGACAUCUCGGCUUAGAGGAAACUGGGUCUCAGCUGAAUUCAAAUCUGGGUCACGUAGGGUCAAAAUCUAGAUCCCUUGGUCAGAUUGAAGAAAAGUCUUGUGAACACUCUUGAAGUCCCGUUAGUUUGUGCACUCAUCAUCAAACUGAACAUUUAUUGUAAUGAUUUUUCAGACAAAUGAGGCAUGCAAGUUUGUGUCCAUUGAAAAAAUGUCCGCCAUUAGGCCGGGCAGUUUCCUUACAUGGUUGAAGUGAAACCAUUUCAGCACUCAAGAAUUUGAAUUUUUAUGCCCCCAGAUUGAAAGAUCGGGGGCAUAUUGUUUUUGGCCUGUCUGUCUGUCAUUCAUUCAUUGUAUGUGUGUGUCUCAAAACUUUAACCUUCGUUAAAGUUUGGUCAUAACUUUUUGAAUAUUGAAGAUAGCAACUUGAUAUUUGGCAUGCAUGUGUAUCUCAUGAAGCUGCACAUUUUUAGUGAUGAAAGGUCAAGGUCAUCCUUUAAGGUUAAAAGUCAAAAAAUUCAAUCCAAGGGAAGUAAUAAGCUUUAAAAGGGAGAUAAUUUCUAAACCUGCCAAAUGAUAUAUUGAAAUUUUAUUUCAAAGCGGCGCAAUAGGGGGCAUUGUGUUUCUGACAAACACAUCUCUUGUUGUAACCUCUCAGCGUGAAAGAUGGUCAGAGUAGUAAAAAAAUGUUCAUACCUGGGCUGAGUAAGAAAAUGAUUGAGGGUGGUUUAAAAACAUGGAAGCCAUGUGUAAUUGCAGUUUUUGUCAGAAGUCUGAAUACAAACUUGUGAACACUUCCUUCUAAAAACAAUUCAGUUUCCUGGGAUCUCAGGUGAUCGUCUUAGGACCUGUGGCACUCUUGUGUUUUUCUCUAUAAAAGUUGUGUUUUCAAUUGUUUUAUCUAUUUAUUUAAUGGUUUGUAUCUUUUAGCAAAUAUUAUUUUUACACAGGGUUGUGAUAGAAUAUCAUAGUUAUGGGUUUUAAUAUAUUUUAUGAGAUUUCAGUUUAUGUUUACUUGUAGAGUAGUUUGUAUUUUUAGCUCACCUGAGCACAACGUGCUCAUAGUGAGCUUUUGUGAUCGCUUUUAGUCCGUUGUCCGUUGUGCAGCGUCAACAUUUGCCUUGUUAACUCUCUAGAGUCUACAUUUAUUGUCCAAUCGUCAUGAAAUUUGGUCAGAAGAUUGGUUUCAAUGAUAUCUUGGAUGAGUUCGAAAAUGGUCACGUUUACUUGAAAAACAUGGCUGCCAAGGGGCGGGGCAUUUUUCCUUAAAUGGUUAUAUAUGGCUAUAGUAAAAUCUUGUUAACACUCUAGAGGCCACAGUUAUUGUCUGAUCUUCAUAAAACUUGGUCAGAUGAUUCAUCCCAAUAAAAUCUUGGACAAGUUCGAAAAUGAUGCCGGUUGGUUGAAAAACAUGGCCGCCAGGGGGCGGGGCAUUUUUCCUAAUAUGGCUAUAGUAAACCUUGUUAACACUCUAGAGGCCUACAUUUAUUUUCCGAUCAUCAUGAAACUUGGUCAGAAGAUUUGUCCCACUGAUGUCUUGGAUGAGUUAAAAAAAAUGGUAACCUUUGCUUGAAAAACAUGGCUGCCAAGGGGCGGGGCAUUUUUCCUUAUAUGGCUAUAGUAAAAUCUUGUUUACACUCUAGAGGCCACAUUUAUUGUCUAAUCUUCAUGAAACUUGGUCAGAAGAUUCAUACCAAUAAUAUCUUGGACGAGUAUGAAAAUGAUGCCGGUUGGUUGAAAAACAUGGCCGCCAGGGGGCGGGGCAUUUUUCCUUAUAUGGCUUUAGUAAAAUCUUGUUAACACUCUAGAGGCCACAUUUAUUGUCCAAUCUUGAUGAAAUAUGGUCAGAAGAUUCGUCUAAGUUAAUGAUAUCUUGGAUGAGUUGAGUUCAAAAAUGAUUACGUUUGCUUGAAAAACAUGGCCGCCAAGGGGCGUGGCGUUUUUCCUUAUAUGGCUAUAUAAGGCUAUAGUAAAAUCUUGUUAACACUCUAGAGGCCACAUUUAUUGUCCGAUCUUCAUGAAACUCGGUCAGAAAAUUCAUCCCAGUAAUAUCUUGGACGAGUUCAAAAAUGAUGCCGGUUAGUUGAAAAACAUGGCCACCACUGGGGGCGGGGCUAUUUUCCAUAUACGGCUAUAGUAAAACCUUGUUAACACUCUAGAGGUCACACUUAUUUUCUGAUCAUCAUGAAACUUGGUCAGAAGAUUUGUCCCAAUGAUAUCUUGGAUGAGUUCGAAAAUGGUUUUGGUUGCUUUAAAAACAUGGCCACCAUGGGCGGGGCAUUUUUCCUUAUAUUGCUAUAGUAAAACCUUGUUAAACUAGAGGCCACAUUUAUUGUCCAAUCUUCAUGAAAUUCGGUCAGAAGAUUGGUCUCUAUGAUAUCUUGGAUGAGUAGCAAAUAAUUAUGUUUGCUUGAAAAAAAUGGCUCCAAGGGGUGGGGCAUUUUUCCUUAUAUGGCUAUAGUAAAAUCUUGUUAACACUCUAGAGGCGACAUUUACUGUCCGAUCGUCAUGAAACUUGGUCAGAAGAUUCAUCCCGGUAAUAUCUUGGAAAAGUUCAAAAAUGAUGCCUGUUGGUUGAAAAACAUGGCUGCCAGGGGGCAGAGCAUUUAUCCUUAAAUGGCUAUAGUAAAACCUUGUUAACACUCUAGAGGCCACAUUUAUUUUCCGAUCUUCGUGAAACUUGGUCAGAAGAUUUGUCCCAAUAAUAUCUUGUUAUCUCAGGUGAGCGACUUUGGGCCUUUCAGGCCCUCUUGUUAUAUUUUGUACUAAGAAAUAUCAUGUGUUUAGUAUCAGGCUAACUUAUUUGAGACAAAAUAAGUUCUGAUUUUGAAGUUUGUUGAUUUAAAUAUUGGCGAAGAAUUUUUAUAGUAACACUAACAUAAGACUAAUGGAAAUCUAACAAACAUUGAACGUUCAAAAAUUGUAACAUAUAAUUUUUUCUCAUUCAUUUUUUUUGACUUAACAUGUGAAUGAAACUGUACUUCUGUAAAUCAUGAUUAUUUGUAGGACAUUAAUUUUCGUGUUUUUGUGGGUUGACCACUCCACCAAUUUUACUAAAACAGAUAAGAAAAUGACUGACUCUAAUUGCUCAUCUUUUUUUCAAAAUCAGAAAUCCACAUAUUAACAUAUCCAUGAAAGUCCUCUCUUGAAAUCCACAUAUUAACAUAUCCAUGAAAGUCCUCUUUUGAAAAACAAUGCUUACUUAUAUAAAUGAGCCCUGCUCCAUGAAAAGUGGGUUUAAUGCAUGCGAGUAAAGUGUCGUCCCAGAUUAGCCUGUGUAGUCUGCACAGGCUAAUCAGGGAUGACACUUUUCACUUUAAUGAUAUUUUUCGUUUCAAGAAAGUCUCUUCUUGGAAAAAAUCCAGUUUACAUGUAGGCAGAAAGUGUUGUCCCUGAUUAGCCUGUGCAGACUGCACAGGCUAAUCUGGGAUGACACUUUACGCACAUGCAUUAAACCCCUUUUUCACAGAGCGCGACUCAAAUGAUUUUACAGUAUUUUGUGUAAUGCAACACUUGAAUAACCUAUCAUUGAAAUACACUCUAAACUAGGAAGUUGUAGAAGUAUAAACCCUUUAUCACUUCCAUACGUUUUUUCAUGCAUUUGUAGUUCCUUAGAAAGUUAAAUUUAAUGAAAAACCUGUCUUGCUAGAUUCAAGUUGUUAAGGUUCAUCUUAAAACCUUAGAUACUGAUUAGCAGCAAACAGUAUAAAACUGAACAGACUGCGAGUUACUAGCAGGCUGUUCUGGCUUUAUGCUGUUUGCAAAUGCUAUUUUCACUUUGCUUCUUAUGGAGUAAAGGGUGGAUAUUAAUGGAUGCAUACAAUGAAUGUUCAUGGUUCAAGAAACUUUAACCAUGUGAGCCUUGUUGUGGGAAAGUAGGGCUUGAUGCAUGUGCGUAAAGUGUUGUCCCAGAUAAGCCUGUGCAGUCUGCAGAGGCUAAUCAGGGAAGACACUUUGCGUUAAAAAAUUUUUUAAAAUGACUCUUCACUUUCGUGCAUUAUGCUUGGUUUUCUCAGACUGUGUCUCAUAUGGUUAAAUUACAAUCACUAUAAAUUGUAAAGCAUUAAUAUACAUGUUAUGGAUUGUAGUUGCAUGCUACAGUUGAAAUGUGCAUAUUGCAGAAAGUAGCUCUUAUUAGAGCAAAAAUGUACCCAAUACCUUCACUAAAACAUAGCCAUGCUGUUGUUUAUUUAGUCUGUUUUGUUGUAGUUAAAUAUAGAUGGACCAAAAUGUUUUUUAAUUCUACAAAAUUAAGGCUUAAUUUUGUACAUUUUUGUUUUGAAAAAUUCAGCCAAAAUGUACUAUUUUUGUCAACAGUUUUUCACUGUAUCAAAUCAGUUAUGGAGAAAAUUUAAUAUGAAGACAUUGGAGCCAUGUCCUAAAGUGUCAUCUGUGAUUGACCCGUGCAGUCUGGCUUAUCAGGGAAGACACAUUCUGCAUACAUUGGACUUUUGUUUACACCAGACUUCCUUUUAACAAAAAAUUCCAUAAAAAAGUGUUGUUUCUUUUAAGCAUGUGCAGACUGCCUCGGCUAAUCUGGUACGACACUACCACCAUGCGUUAAACCCCUGUUGCCCAGAACAAAGCUGAAGUAAAGUUACACCAUAUAGGCUGUGCUCUGCGAAAAUGGGGUUUAAUGCAUGCGCGUAAAGUGUCGUCCCAGAUUAGCCUGUGCAAUCCGCCUAAUUUGGUGUUUUGCUAAGAAGAGACUUCAUUUAAACGAAAAAUGUCAUAAAAGCGGAAAGUGUCGUCCCUGAUUAGCAUGUGUGGACUGCACAGGCUAAUCUGGGACAACACUUUCCGCACAUGCAUUAUGCCCAGUUUUCUCAGAACACGACUCAAUUAAAGUUACACCAUAUAAAUAUAUUUUAUUUCAGGUCAUUGACUGUUAACUAUAAAUAAAUAUUUUUGCAUAAUGUGUUACUAGAAAUAAAUUCUGUAACACAAAUUGGAUGGGCGUUGAUUUUAUAUGGAUUUACAUCGUGUGUCUCUAGUUAGGGAUUAAAUUACACACAUUUAAUGAUUGAUUUUAUUUAAUUUUUUUGCAUCAACACUUAUGUAUGUCUUGAAUAACUGUUGUGACAGUUGAAUAUUGGGUUAUGAAUGCACCGACCCCAAUUAUAAAAAUAUGUUAAAUAUCCAUUCAAUAAUAUUUUGAGUGAGAGUUAAUUUACAACAUUUUAAUUGCAGUGCAAUGCGCAACCAUUGUUACCAUUUGUAUAUGUUCAGAUUUUGUCACAGUUCUUUGAGUGCAGUUUUUCAUGCGAGGUAAGAAAUGCUGCAAAAACUGGUAAACAAUAUUUUUUCAUAAGUUACUAAACAAAAUUGCAAAAUGAAAAUGUAAAACUUAGACUAAAUUGUGUAUUGAUGUACACAAGAUAAUUAGGAAAAAAAUUACACUUUAAACUGUACACAUGUUGAAAUAAAUUAUUUGAAACAUUUAUUAUUUGGCAACAUUUCUCUGUAUGACAACCGUAACUACAGGUAUUGAGCAUUUGGUGAAAAUCUGUUUUAUCAGCUAAACAUAAAUGUAUAUGAUAAAGCGGCGGUUACACACUCCAUGCUCAGACUUUACAUGAUGAUUUUUAACUGACUACAAUAAUUGAUUGAUGUCCUCAGCACAGUUGAUGGCAAAGUGACCAUUUUUGUAGCGUUUAGAGUUCAUGUGAAUGGGUUAAUAUUUUGAUUGAUUCUUGGUUGUUAAAACAUAUUUUUGUUGUAAUUAUUUAUAUGAUUUAGAAUAAAUUGCAAAAAUAUUUGUUUCUAUGCCCGUG
This is a messenger RNA of Dreissena polymorpha, 13305 nucleotides long. RefSeq names its product diacylglycerol kinase theta-like. Bases 291 to 3221 code for a protein of 976 amino acids. Gene Ontology annotation, molecular function: ATP-dependent diacylglycerol kinase activity; nucleic acid binding. The transcript is spliced from 24 exons. Lineage: Eukaryota; Metazoa; Mollusca; Bivalvia; Myida; Dreissenidae. Gene Ontology annotation, biological process: intracellular signal transduction; lipid phosphorylation; diacylglycerol metabolic process. The record is from RefSeq and is a predicted model, not a curated record.